AUGGCGGCGUACAGUCGCUCUCAGCUGCAACUGCUGCUUUUAUUCUCCGUCUGUUUCUGCGGUUUCGGCUCGGUCUUCGGCUUGAAGCCAGCCAGCGGCCCGGCCGAGCCGCCCAACGCGCCCGUCCUCCGGCCCGCCGAUCCGCCGGCCAAAGAUGCACCUGCCGCGGCCGCCGCUGGGGCCUCGCAGCCUCGAAGGGCGACCGGCUGGAAGCUGUCGGAGGAGGAGGCCUGCCGGGAGGACCUGACGCGCCUCUGUCCCAAGCACACCUGGACCAACAACCUGGCCGUGCUGGAGUGCCUGCAGGACCGCAGAGAGGAAAGCGAGCUGGCUCCUGACUGUAACCAUCUUCUAUGGAACUACAAAUUCAAUCUGACCACAGAUCCUAAGUUCGAAUCUGUGGCGACGGAGGUCUGCAAAAGCACCAUCGCUGAGAUUAAGGAGUGUAACGACGAGGAGCGAGGGCGGGGCUACCUGGUGUCCUGCCUGGUGGAUCACCGAGUGAACAUCAGCGAGUUCCAGUGCAACCAGUACAUCACCAAAAUGACCAGCAUCAUCUUCAGCGACUACAGGCUGAUCUGCGGCUUCAUGGACAAGUGCAAAGAAGACAUCAACAACCUGCACUGCGGCAGCAUCAACGUCGGACACAAGGACGUGCACACCCAGGGCGAAGUGAUCGCCUGUCUGGAGAAGGCGUUGGUGAGGGAGGCGGAGCAGCAGCAGCAGCAGCAGGAUCACGUCCGGCCAAUCAAAGAGGAGUGUCAGAAAGCCAUCCUGCGGGUGGCGGAGCUGUCGUCGGACGACUUUCACCUCGACCGCCACCUUUACUUCUCCUGCAGAGACGACCGGGAGAGAUUCUGCCAGAAUACUCAAGCAGGAGAAGGAAAAGUCUACAAAUGUCUGUUUAAUCACAAGUUUGAAGAAGCCAUGUCAGAAAAGUGCCGCGAUGCCCUGACCACCCGUCAGAAGCUGAUCUCUCAGGACUACAGAGUCAGCUACUCUCUGGCUAAAGCCUGCAAGGUGGAUCUGAGGAAGCAGCACUGCAGCCUGGACACCAACCUGCCGCGAGCCCGCGAGGCCCGGCUCUCGUACCUGCUGCUGUGCCUGGAGGCCGCCGUGCACCGCGGUCGUCCGGUCAGCGGAGAGUGUCAGGGCGAGAUGCUGGACUACCGGCGGAUGCUGAUGGAGGACUUCUCUCUCAGCCCGGAGAUCGUGCUCCACUGCCGGACGGAGAUCGAGGCCCACUGCUCCGGGCUGCACCGCAAAGGCCGCACGCUGCACUGCCUGAUGAGGAUCGGCCGCGGCGACCGCAGCACCGCCGUCGACAGCAUGUGCCAGAGAGCUCUCCAGACUCUGAUCCAGUCGGCCGACCCCGGCGCCGACUACCGGAUCGACCGGGCGCUGAACGAGGCCUGCGAGUCCGUCAUCCAGACCGCCUGCAAACACAUCCGCAACGGGGACCCAAUGAUCCUGUCGUGCCUGAUGGAGCACCUGUACACUGAGAAGAUGGUGGAGGACUGUGAGCACCGGCUGCUGGAGCUGCAGUAUUUCAUAUCCAGAGACUGGAAACUGGAUCCCAUCCUGUAUAAGAAGUGUCAGGGCGACGCCACUCGGCUCUGCCACACACACGGCUGGAACGAGACCAGCGAGCUGAUGCCGCCGGGCGCCGUCUUCUCCUGCCUGUACCGCCACGCCUACCGCACCGAGGAGCAGGGCCGCCGGUUAUCCCGGGACUGUAAGGUGGAGGUGCAGAGGAUCCUCCAUCAGAGGGCUCUGGACGUGAAGCUGGACCCGGAGCUGCAGAAACGCUGCAUGAUCGACCUCGGGAAGUGGUGCAGCGACAAGACGGACACGGGACAGGAGCUGGAGUGUCUGCAGGACCACCUGGAGGACCUGGUGUCCGCCUGCAGGGAAGUUGUGGGAAACCUGACGGAGUUGGAGUCCGAGGACAUCCAGAUCGACGCCCUGCUCAUCCGAGCGUGUGAGCCCGUCAUCCAGACCCACUGCCACGACGUGGCCGACAACCAGAUCGAUACCGGCGACGUGAUGGAGUGUUUGGUGCAGCACAAACACCAGAAGGAAAUGAACGAUAAGUGUCUGGUCGGCGUCACACACUUCCAGCUGAUUCAAAUGAAGGAUUUCCGCUUCUCCUACAAAUUCAAGAUGGCCUGCAAAGAGGACGUUCUCCGUUUGUGUCCAAACAUCAAGAAGAAGGUGGACGUGGUCAUCUGUCUCAGCACCACGGUGAGAAACGACACGCUGCAGGAGGCCCGAGAGCAGCGCGUCUCCCUCAAGUGUCGCAAACAACUGCGGGUGGAGGAGCUGGAGAUGUCGGAGGACAUCCGUCUGGAGCCCGAGCUGUACGAUCCCUGCAAGUCCGACAUCAGCCAUCUGUGUCCCAAUGUGGGCUUCGGUAACGCUCAGAUGAUCGAGUGCCUGAAGGAGCAGAAGAAGCAGCUGAGUCCGCGCUGCCACCAGCGAAUCUUCAGGCUGCAGGAGGUGGAGAUGAGCGACCCGGAGCUCGACUACCAGCUGAUGAGAGUCUGCAAGCAGAUGAUCAAGCGAUUCUGUACUGAAGCAGACGCCAGGAACGUCCUUCAGUGUCUGAAGCAGAACAAGAACAGUGAGCUGAUGGAUCCUAAAUGUAAACAGAUGAUCACCAAGAGGCAAAUCACCCAGAACACAGACUACAGGUUGAACCCGGUGUUGAGGAAGGCGUGUCGAGCCGACAUCCCCAAGUUCUGCCAGUCCAUCCUGAACAAAGCCGGCGAGGACAGCGAGCUGGAGGGGCAGGUCAUCGCCUGCCUCAAGCUCAAGUACGCCGACCAGAGGCUUUCUCCAGACUGCGAGGACCAGAUCAGAGUGAUCCUCCAGGAGUCUGCACUGGACUACAGACUGGACCCACAGCUGCAGAUGCACUGCUCUGAUGAGAUCUCCAAGCUGUGUGCGGAGGAGGCUGCAGCUCAGGAGCAGACCGGGCAGGUGGAGGAGUGUCUGAAAGUCAACCUGCUGAAAAUCAAACAGGAGGCCUGCAAAAAGGAGGUUCUCAACAUGCUGAAGGAGAGCAAGGCCGACAUCUUCGUGGACCCGGUGCUGCACACAGCCUGCGCUCUGGACCUCAAACACCACUGUGCCGCCAUCACGCCGGGCCGCGGCCGCCAGAUGUCGUGUCUCAUGGAGGCGUUACAGGACAAAAGAGUCCGUCUGCAGCCCGAAUGCAAGAAAAGACUUCAAGAUCGCAUCGAUAUGUGGAGCUAUGCUGCAAAGGUGGCGCCGGCAGAGGGUUUCUCGGACCUGGCGGUGCAGGUGAUGACUUCUCCCUCCAAGAACUACAUCCUGUUCAUGAUCGCCCUGAGCGUGUGCGUCCUCUUCCUAGUGGGGCUGCUGUGCGGCCGCAUCACCAAGCGGGUGACGAGAGAACUGAAGGACCGGUAGAGGACGAGGACCCCCGACGCUUCAGAGAGGACUGAACCCCCGCCCCCCCCCCCCACACACACACACCUUCCUCCUCCUCCUGCUCUCAGAUGCUUGAUUUAUAACCAGCCGACCUGCACAGUGCCAACGCCAGAGCCCCUCCCUCCUCCGUUUCACGUCCUCUGAUCUCCGUGUGGGAAUCUCCAGACUGGAGAGACUCCCAGAUCAUCUCAUUCAAACAGUUUCUGCCCCCCCCCCCAUCCAUCCACACUCCCAUCCAGCAGAUCCGCUUGUUGCCGAGGAUGUUACCCGGGUUUGAAUGUCCAGCAUGGUUCCAGCUCCUGACUGACGGAGGUCAGGACCGUUUCUCCCCGUUCCUCCAGUCCCGACGCUUUUCUAGCCGGUUGUUUUGGUGAUGUUUAACGGAGACGGGAGCAUGCGGAGCGCCCGGCUGCCUCGUCUCCGGACGGACGGGACCGCCCGAAACGCACACGGGGGAUCUGAAAGGCAGACCUCCGACGUGUUCCUGUUCUGAAAUAUUUCUCUCAUCUGUUGUGAAAUCUGUGCAUCCGGCCCUCGAGCUCGCUACAGACUGGAAACGACGGUCGAGUUGGUCUCAUCUAACAAGAAUGUUGUGUGCACAUUUGUUUUUUUUAAAUGUAUUUAAAUGCUAAUUUUGUUGCACUUUAGUUUUGGUUGUUUUUUUUUUUACUUGUAUGCCUUAUUUAUUGUUGAUUAACAGCUGAUUGAGCUUGGAUGGGGUUUUAAGUUGCUUGGAACAUUUUUUAACAAGUUUUUGAAAAGAUAAAAAGAAAACCGUGCUGAAAGUUUAUAGUGAAACAUGCAGAGCAGCUCAGCUUUAAGAUUCAGUCCGGAGAGCUUCAGCGGUUCGUUCACUUUCUAAUAUUUCAUCUCAUGAACCAACAAGCUGCUUUUUAAUUUAAAUGAAUAAACUUUUCACAUUUUUGCCAGUGGCGUUUAAAAAAAAAAAAAUACCAUCAGGCCUGAAACGAACUGCUAAUCCAUCAAAACAUUUCCACUCAGACUCACUUUGCAGAUUCUUGUUUCCGUGGAUCAAAUUUUACACACUAAACAAUCUGUAGUGGCCUUACUGGAUGGAAACCAUGGCAACAGCACCCAAUGAAACCCUUUCAUAACGGAGUUCAGCAGACUGUCAGAUCAUGAUUCUCUGACUCGGCAGAUGUCAAGCGUGCACGGAGUCAACAAAGAGACGACAUGCACAGGGAGAACAUGCACACUCAGCUUUCCACUACAAAACAUACUCUUAAGUUGUUAAUUCAUUCAAAGUGUCCUUUUGGAGACUCAGAGACACAUCCAGACAAACCCUCCAUUAUGCUUUUGUUCAAAAAUAAGUACUACUAAUAAACAAACUUCUGAUUUUCUGGUCCAUCGAUGUGCAGCUACAAUACAAAACAUCCACAGGAGAAAGCAAGAGCUGGAGGUUUCAUAUGUGGUUCCAGUUUUGUUUUAGAGGCUGUUGACUCAGUUAGUUGAAUUUUUUUUUUUUUUUUUUUUUACCAGUUUGUCCUUUUUUCAGAAAAUUUUAAGAGGAAUGAAAUGACUAAAAUGCAACAGUGUCACAAUGAGAUUGGCUACAGCCUGAGAAGUAAAACAGCAGAGAAAAAAAAUCUCCCAAGAGACACAAACCGAGCUCUUAAAGGAUAUGAAACUCAUCAGAAAGUUGUGAACUGAAACGAGAACGUCACAAAAUGACUGCGAUUACUGUCGACUGCCUGCCAUCAUUCUUUGUGUGUGUGUGUGUGUAGAACUGCACACCCACCAGUCCAUUUUAGUCCUGUCUUUGUAAUGAACGACUGACGCAGCACCUGAGAGAAGAUCUUUAAUCCAACGUUUGACUUUUCAUCACAGUUACAUUAAACUAAAUAUUUCAAAUAUCUGAGCCCCAAAUGAGUUAUUCAGACCAAUGAAUGAUCAGUGAUGAAUACUAAAAUUUUGCGCUUCAGUUGAUGGUCAGAGAUCAGCACAUUAAUUUGCUCCUUUUUUAAUUUAACAAACAGCUUUUUCUGCUUUAAUAUCAAUUAAUGAACUGAAGCAAGCGGUCGUUGCACAAAUGUUCUCACCGAAAACGCCAAGCUGGAGGCAUUUCCAGAAGAUUUAGACUGAAAAGGGAGAAACUGACGGCUCACUGGUUUCAGCUUUUCGUUUCUGUCCCGCGUCUGAAGUUCUUUCAAAGGGUUGAAGCAGAGAAAGAAGGCGUCCAUCGUCAGUUUUGUACGUUCUCGGUGUGCAGUUCUUUUCAGGAUACGACCUGUAAAAUGAUCAUGAUGUAACAGAUUUAUCAUUGUGUGUUUUGAUUUUGCUGUACAGAUCAAAAUUUGUCAAUUUAAUAAAAAUGUCUGCAGAUUUUCAUAACUUUGCUUCAACGGAGACUCCUUUAAAAAUCUGAUUUUCUGUAUAUUCAACAAAAUAAAAAGGCUCU
This is a messenger RNA of Salarias fasciatus (jewelled blenny), 5875 nucleotides long. Its product is annotated as Golgi apparatus protein 1-like. The coding region runs from base 1 to 3435 and encodes 1144 amino acids. Lineage: Eukaryota; Metazoa; Chordata; Actinopteri; Blenniiformes; Blenniidae. Gene Ontology annotation, molecular function: fibroblast growth factor binding. The transcript is spliced from 26 exons. The record is from RefSeq and is a predicted model, not a curated record. Gene Ontology annotation, cellular component: Golgi membrane.